Messenger RNA from Fusarium pseudograminearum CS3096, 415 nucleotides. RefSeq lists its product as uncharacterized. Lineage: Eukaryota; Fungi; Ascomycota; Sordariomycetes; Hypocreales; Nectriaceae. The annotation marks the transcript as partial. The record is from RefSeq and is a predicted model, not a curated record. The transcript is spliced from 6 exons.
AGAGCCCCCGAUAACAUUUGUCUUCGUUCUAAGAGAUAGAGGAGUCGCUCUAAGGCGCAUUGACGGCAGUUUAGGAAAUGAUGAAAGACUAAGGGUUCUAAACGAGUUCAAAAAUGACCCUACCAUCUCCGUUCUUCUCAUCACUAUGCAAACCGGGGCAGUUGGACUUACCCUCACAGUUGCAACACAGGUUCACAUCAUUGAGCCACAGUGGAACCCUUCAGUCGAGGAGCAAGCUAUUGCUAGAGCCCUUCGAAUGGGUCAGUCGAAGAGUGUCAAAGUGUUUAGAUACAUAAUGAAGAACACCGUGGAAGAGAGAAUCCUGGCGCUACAGAAAAAGAAGAGAGACCUUGUGAGAUUCACAAUCGAUGGAAACUCGAGAGAUGGAGUAUCUGGUACUUUGGAGACUAUUUAA